AUGUCUCAGUCACCGACCCUCACGGUUUUCUCUGGUAAUCCCCUUGAUGAUCCUACAGAGUAUCAAACAGUGAUAGGAAUGGUAUGCUUUAAAUAUGUAUUAAUAGGAAUGGUGAUGGAGAAUACGCAAGGACGUAUAUGUCAUGCGACUCAUGCCUAUCAUGAAGGAGAUGGUUGUAAACCCGACGACUGCAAUGGUUGUAAACCCUAAGACUGCAACCGAGUUUGUCAUCAAAAGUGGAAAGGAACAGGAUCGUGUGAACCACCAAAAGGCAAACCAUUGACUAGGGGCGCCUGAUACUGUACUUAUAAUUGUCAAUAUUGUGUUUUUCUUUAUCAUCCAUAAGCAAUCACCAUAUAUAUAACUUAAUAAAA
This is a messenger RNA of Camelina sativa (false flax), 374 nucleotides long. The record is from RefSeq and is a predicted model, not a curated record. Lineage: Eukaryota; Viridiplantae; Streptophyta; Magnoliopsida; Brassicales; Brassicaceae.